AUGCGUGAGUGCAUUUCUAUCCACGUUGGUCAAGGCGGCUGUCAAAUUGGCAAUGCAUGUUGGGAAUUGUAUUGCCUGGAACACGGCAUUCAACCAGAUGGGCAAAUGCCAUCAGACAAAUGUUUGGGUGGCGGCGACGACUCGUUCAACACAUUCUUCAGUGAAACGGGAGCUGGAAAACAUGUUCCUCGGGCAGUUUUUAUAGACUUGGAACCAACAGUUGUGGAUGAAGUUCGGACAGGCACAUACCGGCAAUUAUUCCAUCCCGAGCAACUAAUCACUGGAAAGGAAGAUGCAGCAAAUAACUACGCACGUGGCCACUACACUAUAGGUAAGGAAAUUGUGGACUUAGUUCUGGACCGCAUCCGCAAGCUUGCUGACCAAUGCACCGGACUUCAAGGCUUCCUCAUCUUCCAUUCUUUUGGUGGUGGCACUGGUUCUGGUUUCGCGUCACUGCUCAUGGAACGGCUGUCUGUGGACUACGGUAAGAAGAGUAAGCUCGAAUUUGCCAUAUAUCCAGCGCCUCAGAUCUCCACUGCUGUUGUUGAGCCUUACAAUGCCGUAUUAUGCACACACACAACCUUAGAGCACUCAGACUGCGCCUUCAUGGUAGACAACGAAGCUAUUUAUGACAUUUGCCGCCGCAAUUUGGACAUCGAACGCCCCACCUACACCAACCUGAAUCGACUGAUUGCCCAGAUCGUGUCUUCUAUCACUGCUUCCCUUCGUUUUGACGGCGCUCUUAACGUAGACCUGACGGAAUUUCAGACCAACUUGGUGCCGUACCCUCGUAUUCACUUCCCGUUGGCCACAUACGCACCCGUUAUUUCUGCUGAGAAAGCGUACCACGAACAACUCUCAGUAGCUGAGAUCACCAACGCCUGCUUUGAGCCUGCCAACCAGAUGGUGAAAUGUGAUCCUCGUCAUGGCAAGUACAUGGCGUGUUGUAUGCUGUACCGUGGUGAUGUAGUCCCGAAGGAUGUAAAUGCGUCCAUUGCUACCAUCAAGACGAAGCGCACCAUCCAGUUCGUGGACUGGUGCCCUACUGGUUUCAAGGUAGGAAUCAACUACCAGCCACCUACAGUUGUCCCUGGUGGUGAUCUGGCCAAAGUUCAGCGAGCCGUCUGCAUGUUGGCGAACACAACCGCAAUUGCAGAGGCGUGGGCACGAUUGGAUCAUAAAUUCGAUUUGAUGUAUGCCAAGCGUGCUUUCGUACAUUGGUAUGUGGGAGAGGGCAUGGAGGAAGGAGAGUUCUCCGAGGCCCGGAAGGACUACGAGGAAGUUGGCAUGGACUCCGUGGAAGGGGAGGGUGAAGGAGCAGAAGAAUACUAA
This is a messenger RNA of Gryllus bimaculatus (two-spotted cricket), 1332 nucleotides long. NCBI's taxonomy places the organism in Eukaryota, Metazoa, Arthropoda, Insecta, Orthoptera, Gryllidae. The record is from the annotation of a GenBank genome assembly.